UUUCAAAAAUUAUUAAUUCGAUUUUUUAUCGUAAUUUGUUUGAUUGUAAUUUCAGCUUUGCCGAUUUUGAAAAAUUUUGAAACUAAACAUGUAGCUACAGAGGAAGGAAACAAGUAUGGUACUUUAAGUGAUAAACAGACUACAAUUACUUCAGAUGCACAUAAUAGCGAGAAAAAUGACGCGAAACUACCAAAAUAUCCAGUCGCCGUAUACUUUGUGCUCGGAUCCAAAUUUUUUGAAUCCUUUGCUGCAAAUGGAGUCAGGACUGUCCUCGCCUUAUAUCUCCGAGACUCCAUCGGUCUGUCAGAAAACACAUCUACGACAGUCCUUCACAUUUUCAACUUCUUUAGUCAAUUCACACCUGUUUUCGGAGCAAUUUUGGCAGACAGUUAUCUCGGAAAUUCUAAUACGAUAUUCUAUACAUUCUUUCUGUAUGGCCUGGGCUACACGAUUCUAUUCCUGGUGACAUGGCCCAUACUGACGUUCAAAAUUGUGCCAACGGUGUUCACUGCAUUGCUACUUAUUUCUUUAGGUAACGGCGGAAUACGAGCCUGCGUCACCUCAUUGGGAGGUUCUCAGUUUACUCUACCUCAGCAAACCGGAGCCCUAGACGACUAUUUCUCACAUUAUUACUUCGUGUACACGAUGGGGGUUCUCUUGAGCAAAAUUGCACCCCCGGCAGUGAGAGCAGGGACUUCGUGUUUCCAUAUGACGGAUUGCUAUACGGCUGUUUUUGGGCUGUUGGCUGGAGCGUUUUUGCUCGCUUGGGCUGUGUUUUUGUUUGGUCUCGCGUAUUACAGAGCCCAAACGCCUUCAGGAAACAACAUCUUUGCCAAAACUAUACGAUGUGUCUUGCACGCUUUGGUCCAGAACGCACGCGGAAGGAAACCAUCAGACGCCGAACACUGGCUGGACAGCGCGCGAUCUAGGUACGGCCAACGUUUCGUUGGCGAUGUUAAGGCCUUCAUCAAGGUCCUAGUAUUAUUCCUACCUCUACCCGUCUAUUGGUCACUGACGGCCCAACAGGACUCAACAUGGACCUACCAGGCUGCCCAAUUGGACACCGACUUGGGAUUCAUGAAAGUCGAGCCGGACCAGGUGAAAUCUCUAGGCCCGAUUUUAUUAUUGUUGUUAAUAUUAUUCAUGAGCCAGUUGUCAAUUUUGUUUGAUAAGCUGGGAAUUUUACAAACGUCUCUGGACCAAGUCAGAUGUGGUGGAAUUAUGGCCGUGUUGUCCUUUUUAUCAGCUGGAGUAUUGCAAAAAUUCAUAGAGAAUAAUUCUUCGUCAAGAAAAUACAGUGUAUUGUGGCAAAUUCCCCAGUUUUUGUUGUUGAUGUUGGGUGAGGUUCUGUUGUCCAUUCCAGGACUGCAGUUUGCUUUUACACAAGCCCCUAAAUCAAUGAAGUCCGUCCUGACUGCAUUUUGGUUCGUCAACAACGCUUUAGGAAAUUUAAUUGUUGUGAUAAUUACAGAAAUAAAUUUAAUAAAACUGCAGAGUGACGAAUUUUUCUUGUACGCAGGCCUGAUGGCCAUAGGAAUAACAUUGUUCUCGAUGAUGGCAUCGAGGUACCGAAUGAGGCAAGAAGAACAAAUGAGCAUACCGAUUUACAAAAACACAACACCGACAGAGGCCUGA
Ctenocephalides felis (cat flea) is the source of this 1635-nucleotide messenger RNA. RefSeq names its product solute carrier family 15 member 2-like. The annotation marks the transcript as partial. Gene Ontology annotation, cellular component: membrane. NCBI's taxonomy places the organism in Eukaryota, Metazoa, Arthropoda, Insecta, Siphonaptera, Pulicidae. The record is from RefSeq and is a predicted model, not a curated record. Gene Ontology annotation, biological process: transmembrane transport. Gene Ontology annotation, molecular function: dipeptide transmembrane transporter activity. The transcript has 11 exons.